This is a messenger RNA of Oppia nitens, 1068 nucleotides long. RefSeq lists its product as uncharacterized. The transcript has 5 exons. Lineage: Eukaryota; Metazoa; Arthropoda; Arachnida; Sarcoptiformes; Oppiidae. The record is from RefSeq and is a predicted model, not a curated record. The coding region runs from base 37 to 1068 and encodes 343 amino acids.
UAUCUUUUAUACACUGUAUAUAUCAUCGACAAUAAUAUGAAAGGCAUUAUUUGUCAAAACGCACUGUUGGUGUUGUUGUCGAUCAUCUCAUCAUUGAUUGUAAUCAUUGAGUCGAAAAAAUUUUGCGAACAAUACAAUAAAAAUGAUAACGAAAUUGAUUUCGCGUUUCGCUAUUAUAUAAGAAAUAGUAUCAAUAAACUAACCAAAGAGUAUCGCAAAUACUUUUUCAUCGGUAAUACCUACUGGAAGUUGACAUACAUUGACGGCAAGGAUAAGACAGUUAUCAUUGAUGACGAAAGUGCCGGUCAGUCUAACUGGUUGUCGGGCGAUAAAUAUUCAAUGGCCUGGUCUCUCAGGUUUAACGAUAUCAAUAAAAUCGGUGCUUUGCGGAAAGAUAUGGAAACAAUUGAUUGGUUAGAACCGGUAGAUGAUAGCUUGAAUUUGACUACAUCAGCCCAAUUGACAUCAUCGAUAUUGAUUUUUCGAAAUUUUUUCAAACCAAUAUUUGCCUGGAUACCGGUGCCGCUAAAUAAUAAUGAUUUAUGGCUAACAUUUUGGGAUAACAAAGCUAUAACCCAAUCCUAUGAUAUGACAUACCCGUAUAGGCCGUUCAGUUUUAUUGUUACUCACGCUGAAAACGUGGCUAUUAUUAAUGGGACGCUUGAGAAACAAGUGGACAAACGGACUAAUUUGAUGGCAAUUAUGGCACAGUAUAGUCAUUAUGAUUACGAUAAUUAUCCUAAACAAGGUUUAUCGAGAGGUCAGGGAUCUAUAGUGUUCAUGUAUGUCGACACUGCCAUCAAAUACUGUUAUGUGGGACAACCAUUCAAUGAGACGGCUUGCAAACCGGAUAACUUGAAAACAUUGAUCGACUGUUUGCCUACAAUACCGACAAAUAAUUUGUUAAUUACUAUUAUAUUGAUUGUCAUCGUAUUUGUCCUGUUUAUCAUAACUAUUGUUUUUGUCUCGUAUUUGUGUUGUAGUAAAACAGGUAGACGUCAUAGACAUAGAGAUUCGGAAAAAUCAUCAAAAAGAUCGAGACAAAGGUCAGCAAACAACAAAAAUUAG